Messenger RNA from Ceratitis capitata (Mediterranean fruit fly), 1881 nucleotides. It is a transcript of the gene TyrRS, whose product is annotated as tyrosine--tRNA ligase, cytoplasmic. Lineage: Eukaryota; Metazoa; Arthropoda; Insecta; Diptera; Tephritidae. Bases 148 to 1734 code for a protein of 528 amino acids. The record is from RefSeq and is a predicted model, not a curated record. Gene Ontology annotation, molecular function: tyrosine-tRNA ligase activity; ATP binding; tRNA binding. The transcript is spliced from 7 exons. Gene Ontology annotation, biological process: tyrosyl-tRNA aminoacylation.
CUGUCAAAAUUUGCUGACGUUUAUUUUGCACGUUGCUACAUUGCAAUCAUUUUUUCUUUAACGAAAUUCUACUGAUUGAAAUUGUGUGCCGUUUGACUCAUUGUCCUAAAUUAGCGAUAGUAUUGCGGAAUUCCGAAAAUCAAUAAAAUGGUUGAAUUAACUCCAGAAGAAAAAAAACUGUUAAUCACCCGCAAUCUGCAGGAGACGCUUGGUGAAGACAAAUUGAAUGCAAUACUCAAGGAACGUGAUCUGAAAAUUUACUGGGGCACUGCAACCACUGGCAAGCCACAUGUAGCCUAUUUUGUGCCUAUGUCGAAAAUAGCCGACUUUCUUAAAGCAGGCUGUGAGGUAACCAUACUAUUUGCCGAUUUGCACGCCUAUCUUGAUAAUAUGAAAGCACCUUGGGCACUACUCGAGUUGCGCACACAGUAUUAUGAAGCUGUUAUAAAGGCUAUGUUGAGCUCAAUUGGUGUUCCACUGGAUAAGUUGAAGUUCGUUAAGGGUACAGACUAUCAGCUAUCGAGGGAGUAUACUCUGGAUGUAUAUAAACUAAGCUCAGUAGUGACGCAGCAUGAUGCAAGAAAAGCCGGCGCUGAAGUGGUUAAACAAGUUGAGUACCCAUUGUUAUCUGGCUUGCUCUACCCCGGUCUGCAAGCUUUGGAUGAGGAGUACCUUAAGGUGGAUGCGCAGUUCGGUGGCGUUGAUCAGAGAAAAAUAUUCACAUUUUCUGAAAAAUACUUGCCUCAAUUGGGUUACGAGAAACGUAUACAUUUCAUGAAUCCCAUGGUACCUGGCUUAGCAGGCGGUAAAAUGUCUUCAUCUGAAGAAGACUCUAAAAUUGAUCUCUUGGAUUCGCCCGCAAAUGUGAAAAAGAAGUUGAAGAAAGCCUUUUGUGAGCCGGGAAAUAUUGCAGAUAACGGACUGUUGUCUUUUGUUAAGCAUGUUUUGUUCUCACUCUUCAAGGAAGGUGAAGGCUUUUCUGUCACACGUCCUGCGGAAUAUGGUGGUGAUAUUACAUUCCUUAAUUUUGCCGAUUUGGAAAAAAGCUUUGCUGACAACGACUUACAUCCUGGCGAUUUGAAAGCAUCAGUCGAAAAGUAUAUUAACAAACUUUUGGAACCGAUUAGAAAGGCUUUUGAAAGCCCCGAGUUGCAAAAGCUUAGUGCAGCUGCCUACCCACCACCUGGUAAGGGGAAAGGUGGUAAUGUAAAUAGCACAGCAGCAGCGGCAGUCGAAGAGGAUGGUCCUCACCGAUUAGAUAUUCGUGUUGGCAAAGUUGUCGAAGUCUCUCGUCAUCCAGAUGCAGAUACCUUGUAUGUAUUGAAAACCGAUUUAGGUGAAGUUCAACCACGUACCAUCAUAAGUGGUUUGGUGAAAUUUGUAACGACUGAGGAGUUGGAUCAAAGACUAGUGGCCGUACUAUGCAAUCUUAAACCAUCUAAAAUGCGUGGUAUACUAUCUGAGGGCAUGGUGCUCUGCACCUCGAACUCUGAUCACACAGUUGUUGAACCAAUUAUUGUACCAGCUAACGCUGCUCCAGGUAGUCGUUUGGCUUUUGAAGGUUUUAGUGGUACACCUGAUGAACAAUUGAACCCCAAAAAGAAGGUAUGGGAAAAGCUUUCCGUGGAUCUGAAAACAAAUGCUGAUGGUACUGCUGUGUGGAAGGAUAACUUCUUACUUACUCCCGAAGGCGAGAAGCUAACCAGCAAAUUGGCGAAUUGUCAAAUUAAGUAAACUGAACAAUUAGUAUAGAAUUAAAAAAGCUUUUACGUGUUGUAGGUAAAAAGUUUGUAAAUCUUUGUUACUUGGCGCGGUUGAAUAUUUAUUUGCAAUUUUACUUUUUAUAUAUGGCAUAGUAAAUAAAUUCUUUUCGCACCAAUA